Molecule: messenger RNA, 1428 nt
Organism: Oncorhynchus keta (chum salmon)
Lineage: Eukaryota; Metazoa; Chordata; Actinopteri; Salmoniformes; Salmonidae
Product: protein CutA homolog
Exons: 7
Coding region: 220-708 (162 amino acids)
Biological process (GO): response to metal ion
Molecular function (GO): copper ion binding
Source: RefSeq, a predicted model, not a curated record
UUCGGGUAGCGACCUUGGACGAAACCGGUGUUUGGUUGGACGCUGUUGUAUCAGGAAGUGUCAAACAUCCAAUGACAAGCGAAUUCUUGUUUCCACUGCGCUGAUCCACCGAUAUAUGGUUUAUCCAGCAGAAAAGACAAAUUGAGCGCACAAGGUGCCUCUGUUCUCGAACGCACUCUCUCCCGGACCUGACAGUUUGAAGAACUCGGUCAGAGUAAAAUGGACUGGCUGUACCCACGAUUUCACAAGGAGUCCCUAGCUCAAAUUCUCUGUCGUUUGGGAUUGUUCGUGAUCUGUAUGGGAAUGGUGUUGACCAUGUCCAUGUAUCCCAUGCUGAGGGCCCUGUGUGUCCAGCUCCAUUCUGCCUUCACGGGGAGCUACGUACCUGGACACCACUCGGUCCUACUCAUCAACUGCCCCAAUGAACAGGCAGCCAAGGACAUAGGCAGAGCCCUUAUGGAGAGGAGGAUGGCAGCAUGCAUCAAUAUUCUGCCCAGGACUUCUACGAUGUAUUACUGGAAAGGAGAGGUUCAAGAAGCGACAGAAAUUCUGAUGUUUGUGAAGACAAGGACCUCUAAGAUUCAGAGGGUCACAGACUUUGUCAAAUCUGUCCAUCCCUAUGAGACUCCAGAGGUGCUGAGUUUUCCAGUUGAGGACGGGAGCCUGCCAUAUAUGAAAUGGAUGGACGAGGCCGUUCCUGACGACUGACGAAUGAGGGAGCAUAAUAUCCCCAAUGGACUGUGAUCUUAUUGGAUGUGAAUCUCCAAUCGGUUGAUUAACAGGAAAGUUAGGCCACAGGGAUUGGCUAGGAACCAGGAAGCUUUGGAUUAGAUCGAGGGGUCCAAAGUUUAACUCAUGCUUUUGAACUCUCAAUCCACAGAUGAUAACGGAUUAGCUCCCACCAGAGGGGCAUACAGUGCCUUGCAAAAGUAUUCAUCCCCCUUGGCGUUUUUCCUAUUUUGUUGCAUUACAACAUGUAAUUUAAACUGAUUUUUAUUUGGAUUUCAUGUAAUGGACAUACACAAAAUAGUUAAAAUUGCUGAAGUGAAAUGAAAAAAAAUUACUUGUUUAAAAAAAAUAUAAAAAAAAUGGAAAAGUCGUGCAUGCAUAUUGUCACGUCCUUACCUUAAUUCCUUUUUUUAAUGUCUCUAUUUUAGGUUGGUCAGGGUGUGAGUUGGGUUGGGCAUUCCAUGUUUUGUUCUAUGUUUGUAUUUCUAUGUGUUUGGCCUGGUAUGGUUCCCAAUCAGAGGCAGCUGUCAAUCGUUGUCUCUGAUUGAGAACCAUACUUAGGCAGCCUGUUUUCUCCCUUGAGUUGUGGGUAGUUGUUUUCCGUCUCUGUACCAGACAGGACUGUUUUGUUUGUUCCGUUUUGUUAUUUUUGUUCUAGUGUUCAGUGUAAUUAAAAGAUAAUGAACACGUACGACGCUG